Molecule: messenger RNA, 2895 nt
Organism: Poecilia reticulata (guppy)
Lineage: Eukaryota; Metazoa; Chordata; Actinopteri; Cyprinodontiformes; Poeciliidae
Product: insulin-like growth factor-binding protein 6
Biological process (GO): regulation of insulin-like growth factor receptor signaling pathway
Cellular component (GO): extracellular region
Molecular function (GO): fibronectin binding; insulin-like growth factor I binding; insulin-like growth factor II binding
Source: RefSeq, a predicted model, not a curated record
AAAAACGUUUGUUUGUGUGUGCAUUUUUGUGCAAAAUAUUUAGUGUAGUAAAAACCACCAGAAAUGAAAAUUGUGUAACUAAAUAAUUAAACUACAUUAUUAAGCCAAUGCCUAAAAGUUUUUUUGCUUCUUGUUUCGUUUUAAUUUCACAGAAGUCAUGUCUUGAUCUGCUACUAUACUUUUUAAAAGUAUGAGGUCUGGUGAUCUAAAGUAUUACUGAUGCUAAAUAUUCAUUCAGUUACUGGGUAGACUGGGUUCUGUGCUCACUGGACUGGUCUAUCACAUUCAGGCAUUGUCUCCGUAAAUAAAUGACUCUCCAGAUGGGGAAAAGUCGGAGCAAUGGAGCGUUAAACACUGUGAUUACCUGUGAUUUAUGCCAGUGUUGAACACACUACAGUUCUCCAUGCUGACGGACAACAAACUGGUUGAACGUGUGUGAGUCUUUGUGUGUGUGUGUCGUGUCAAACUGGGGGUGUGCUCAGCUGCGUGAAAAUGAGAGGAAAAUCUAACAUUCUCCAUCUCGUACCCUCCCAUAUACCUUUACUCGCUGCUGGAGGCUCCUUAAAAGGUGCUGCCAGUAGUGUCUGUCUGCCUUAUCAUCACUGUCUUGGCAGGAGGAAAUUAUACCCAGCUGUUACAGACGGAGAGACUGCAGUCAGAGGAGUUAAACAUCUCUGAGGACAGAACGUUUUUACAGAAACGCAGUGGUAGCCUCUAUUAGGAUGAAAUUACUUAUGGAAAGCCUUCAAAUCAAGAUGCUGCUGUGCGUAAACAUCUUGGCGCUGCUCGUCCGGGAGGUUGCUCUGUCAAGCAUCCUGACCACGCCGUCCAGAGGAUGUCCAACCUGCGCAGGAAAGCCUGUGGAUUUGGACGUGGCCUCUCUGGCUCCUGGGGAGCCGUGCGGCGUCUACACUCUGAGCUGUGCCCCAGGUCUGCGCUGUGAGCCUCCACAGGAUGAGCCGAGGCCCCUGCGUGCCCUGCUGGAGGGCAGAGGAGUCUGCAGCAAUGUCAGCAGCACCACAGCGACUACGCAGGUCUACCCUGCAGAAUCGGCGCCAACUGAGGAGCCCAAUGAGGCUCCCUGCCGCAAACUUUUAAUGAAAGUCAUCCAAGAUCUUGACGCCCAUUUAUUUAAGUCCCGUCAUGAUAUCUACAUACCCAACUGUGAUAAAAGUGGUUUCUACAAAAGGAAGCAGUGCUGGUCGUCUCUGGGGAAGCAGCGUGGAAAGUGCUGGUGUGUGGAUGUGAACGGCCUCUCCGUACCGCCCAAGACUAAACAACAGGGCAACGUGAUUUGCUGAGGAGCAGGAAAGGCGACGCAGAUGAAGGAACAUGGGCCUAAAACCUGAACUCGCCGUUCCAUAUGUUGCAUUUCUACCAGAUGAAAGCAGAUCUUCCUCCCCGAGGAGCUGCGUAGUGAUCAAACUUUGUCUCCUGACGCCCUCUGCUGAAUACACUCGGAUUGUGCUGAUUUGAUUCCUUCAUAUUCAAUGGAGAUCGGACUGCAGCUAAAAAUAAUCCAGCUAAAAUGAUAUACAGAAUGAAAGCAUGUCAAUUAUGAUCCGAGUGCCACAAAUUAAACUUUUUAAAAACUCAUUCAGCCGAAAGACUUUUAACACUUUUUUAAACAAACUUCUAGAAAUCAGUUACAUAACAUUCACAAGCUAGCAAUGAGAAAUUACAAACUCUUUUACGAUUGUGUUCAGGUUCUAUGAUAUUUACAUAUUUUCAGUAUGCUUUCCUUCGAAACCACUCUGUUUUAAAAGUACCUGCUGCAUAUAAAACAUGUCGCCGAAUUUAUGUUACUGUAUAUACGUCUAUUUAUGUUAAAUUGUUCAUUAUGUUAGUGUUACAUAUAAAAGCGAACACUAGGACUCCUUUGAGGGAACUUAGGAACCUGAAUGUUUUUUUAUUUAUAACGUUGGUGACGUUUAAUAUUGGUGAUGACGACUGAUGAUUUUAGGCAGUAUUACAAUGUGUAAAGUAUUCUUGUGAAGUAAAAUAUUGUAAAAAAAAAAAAAAUCAUCUUUCUUUUCUGUAUAAACAAAUGGACUCAUGAUCAAGAAGUCAACCAGCUGCCUAAAAAUGCACUAAGUAGCUAUAGGCUUCUUGUGUUUCCUGUAGCAUUUAUUGCAGCUUUACAAUUGGCUGCAAUAAAAUUGACAAUUUUAUUUCUUUAUAGAUGAUAGUCAUAUCGUUUGAGACAGCGUCUUGUAUUGGACUUUAACAUAUGGGAAAGUGUUAUCUGUCCUUUCUAAGAAGAGCCAGAACACUUACUGAUAACAUCUGAGGCUAUGAGAUGAUUUAAAUAAACACGUACUGAUGAGAAAGAGACUAAGUGAAAGAAAGCACUGAAUACCUUUAGAAGAUAAUAAAAAUAUUAAAAUAUCAAUAUCUAAUGAUAGAGUUUUGAACCGCAAUUCAAAAGAAUUCCUCUGACGCAUAUUUGAUGCAUUAAAGACCAUGUAUCAAUUCAUAUAAGUAAUAUCUAGGCUGAGCAUAAUAUCAUCCUAAUCUGGCUCAUCAUUUCUAUGAACCGGAUUAAAAAAAGGAGCAACUGAUAAAUUGAGAAGAGUAACGCAUUAUAAGAGGGAGCAUAAAAGAAAAAAAAACCUCAGAGAAGUUCUUCAUUAGAUUUAAAACAGUUCAAUGUCAGCUUCAUAGCAGUAAGAUUAUAAAAUGGUGACAAAGAUGAAGCCAGUUAAUCCCAGUAAUCCCAGUUAAACAUUAUCAUGGCUCUGUUGAAAAAUGCUAAAAAUAUGUAAAAAGUGUUAACACAACUAGAGGUUAUAGUAUGGAGCCACAUUACUCAGUUCUUCAGCACAAACGCUGUGGUUAUUAUUAUUUAAUAUUUGUAGUAGCAGUAGUAGUAGUUGAAUAUUGGCUCUCUCACCG